Molecule: messenger RNA, 9875 nt
Organism: Porites evermanni
Lineage: Eukaryota; Metazoa; Cnidaria; Anthozoa; Scleractinia; Poritidae
Source: the annotation of a GenBank genome assembly
AUGGAGGGAGAUGCCAAGCUUAGAAAAACAGUCAAUAGACCUGUCCAGAUUGUGUUGACAGACAGAGGAGCCAGGAGGGCCAAGAGUGUGGAAGUCAUCAAUAUAAUACAUCAGGAAGGUGACAUCGUAGUUUUGCUUGGCCACCCACUCCACUAACUCUGCUAUACAUGUGAAGAUAUAAUUAUGGAGCUGACCUGAUACCGAAAGGCAGGACCAUAUUGACAUAAAAGGCACCACGCCAUUUCAUACCCAGCAACUGGUGAUCUUCUGUAUGGACUGGUUCAAUACGGUAUGCAUUUUGCACAUCAAAUUUCGCCAUAAGGGAACCCUGCCCCAACCGCAUUAUGCCUGCAAUAAUGUCAUCUACCUUCAUGUACUGCAGAGAAAAAUCCUUACCUGCAGUCCCAUCGUUGACACUGUGGCCAGCAGGGCUAGACAGGUCCAGGAUAAGAUGCCAUUUCCCAGGUUGGUGGUGUUUGAGGAUGACGUUUGGAUCCUGCCUGUCUGAACUUCCGAUUGCAAGUAAUUGUCGAUGACCUGAGGGUUUAGGAGUGCCGAAGCCACAUUCCCUGUUGCCAACUUCAAAGAAGUACUGUAAUUGAAGCCUAGGCGAAAACCAUCACGAAGGCUUUGUACCACUUAUGCAACUUUGUCUGGGUUAGGAUGAUGGCGGUGACCCCCCUUUGACUGAGAAGCGGGGGCAGGGCUGUUCUCUCUGUGCAAAGCGGCGAGGGCAGUGGAUGCGAGGGUGGUCCUCGUGACACGUUUCAUAGGAGUGACGAAACCGGCAGCGGCCAAAGGGCCAGUGACAGCGCCCAUCAUUCCAGGAGUGGUAAUACUUGUUAGACCGUGGAUUGUCCGAAGACGCCAGAGGCUCUGUUAGAGACAAGGUAGAGGAAGUUGAGGAGCUUGAAGCAGCUGAAGUGUUGGCUGGAGAUCUGGUGUGUUGUUGUGCAGCAGAGAAACAGGUUGUCUUGGUUGUGAAGCUAGAGUGUUAACUGGAGGAGCUGGUGUAGAACCUCUACCAGAAUGGUAUGACACGGUAACCGGAAACGACAUUGUAGACAAGCUGUUGUUUGUUGUUCACAUCCUCAAAGAACGUGAUGACACUCAUACCUUGAAAAAUUGGAAGAAAAAGGAUACAAGAAAAAACACGCUGUAGGACUGCUGCUUCAAAAAACACUAGAAAGGACUAAAAGAUGCUAAAUGAACUGCUCCACAGAGCACUGCACAGAUGCUCAACGAAGAACUCGCAGAUCCUAGCUUUGUACAGAGCUACCACCUACCAUGGAUGCCUGCUAAGCUCGUGGGCUGCUUGAUCGCUAAGCUUGCGGUCCACUUGACCACUUAACUUGUGGACUGCUUAACUGCACAAUGCAACUUGACUGCACAAUCGCUUUAUUGAACAAAAACACCGUGAAAUGGUUACUGAUAACCAGUUUCAGGUUCCAUUAAUUACAUUUUACUUGCAUGACAGUAAAAUUGCUUUUAUAUUAACUUGAUUUUUUUUGAAAAUCGCGUCAAUAAAGUGCAUCAUUAAUUUCCUAUAAUAAAGCAUACACAUCAUAACAUGUCUUGACCAUGCAUACACACAAAAAUAAAAAACUAGUUGAUAGAGUACAUCAUAAUCAAACUUCAGAAGUAAAUACCAAGCUGUGCAAACAACAAUUACUAUGAUCAAGUUUUCCCUUCUCAAAUAACUGUCUCUUUGCUCCUCAGGUGUCAAGCUUAGGAGUUCUCAGAUGGACUGUACUGCCCUUUGCAGAUCAGAGAUUUAGCGGAGCUGGACCAGACAUUAUACAGGUAAGUUAAACAAGUUGAUAGAGUACAUCAUAAACAAAUUUCAGAAGUAAAUACCAAGCUGUGCAAACAACAGUUACUAUGAUCAAGUUUUAUCUUCUCAAGUAACUGUCUUUUUGCUCAUCAGAUGUCAAGCUUAGGAGUUCUCAGUGAUGAGCUGGACUAGACAUUAUACAGGUAAGUUAAACAAGUUGAUAGAGUACAUCAUAAACAAAGAAGUAAAUACUAGUGGUGUAACGAUUAAUCGAAUUCUCAAUUAAUUGCGAUUAUGACCAUUCGAUUCGAUUCACGAUUCUUUGCUUCCACGUUUUGAUUUUGGUUCGAUUUUUGCACACCUUUUCCAGGGUGCCCUUAGUGAGUUAUUAUAUCGUAAAAUCAGAAUCCAGAACGCUUUAAAUUGUGUGUUUUUGAUUGAUGAGCAAAGACGAUAGCAUUUCGUGCGCCAUUUUAUGCUGCCUGGUAAAAAUGCUGUCCUUCAACCACCCCUUGAGAAUUUCCAAAUAAGGCAAACUAUGUGCGACACGCUCUUUGUCAGGUUCUCAAACAUGGCGACGAACCAAGCGACUGUGAAUCCUCCUGUCCCUGCUACUAUUCUCAAAUUGAGGGUUUAGGGUUGCAUGUUGUUUACAUGACAUGUUAUGUUAUAAGAAUUAAGAAACAUUUACAUAAUCAAAUCGAAAUAAUCGAAAUCAAAAGGCAAUAAUUGAAAUCGAAUCGAACCGCAAGGAAUACGAAUCGUUACACCCCUAGUAAAUACAAAGCUGUACAAAAAACAGUUACUAUGAUCAGGUUUUUUCUUCUCAAAUAACUGUCUUUUUGCUCAUCAGAUGUCAAACUUAGGAGUUCUCAGUGAUGAGAUGGACUAGACAUUGUUCAGGUAAGUUAAACAAGUUGAUAGAGUACAUCGUAAACAAACUUCAGAAGUAAAUACCAAGCUGUGCAAACAACAGUUACUAUGAUCAAGAGUUCUCUUCUGAAAUAACUGUCUUUUUGCUCAUCAGAUGUCAAGCUUAGGAGUUCUCAGUGAUGAGCUGGACUAGACAUUGUUCAGGUAAGUUAAACAAGUUGAUAGAGCACAUCAUAAACAAACUUCAGAAGUAAAUACCGAGCUGUGCAAACAACAGUUACUAUGAUCAAGUUUUCUCUUCUGAAAUAACUGUCUUUUUGCUCAUCAGAUGUCAAGCUUAGGAGUUCUCAGUGAUGAGCUGGACUAGACAUUAUACAGGUAAGUUAAACAAGUUGUUAGAGUACAUCAUAAACAAACUUCAGAAGUAAACACCAAGCUGUGCAAACAACAGUUAAUAUAACCAAGAGUUCUCUUCUCAAAUAACUGUCUUUUUGCUCAUCAGAUGUCAAGCUUAGGAGUUCUCAGUGAUGAGCUGGACUAGACAAUAUACAGGUAAGUUAAACAAGUUGAUAGAGCACAUCAUAAACAAACUUCAGAAGUAAAUACCAAGCUGUGCAAACAACAGUUACUAUGAUCAAGAGUUCUCUUCUCAAGUAACUGUCUUUUUGCUCAUCAGAUGUCAAGCUUAGGAGUUCUCAGUGAUGAGCUGGACUAGACAUUAUACAGGUAGGUUAAACAAGUUGUUAGAGUACAUCAUAAACAAACUUCAGAAGUAAAUACCAAGCUGUGCAAACAACAGUUACUAUGAUCAACAGUUCUCUUCUCAAAUAACUGUCUUUUUGCUCAUCAGAUGUCAAGCUUAGGAGUUCUCAGUGAGGAGCUUGACUGGACAUUAUACAGGUAAGUUAAAGUCAAUUGGCUCAGAGUGUGGUAUAUACUUAUGAUUCCAAGCAACUAAGGCUAUGGUUGGGUUUUAAUGUAAUCAAUACACACCUUGCCAGUUCCAUUGUAAUACUAUCAAGUACUUACUGUACUUACCAUACAGUGCUUACUAUAGAAAAAUACGUUUUUUUUAGUUUAUUGGUGUCGCUCACAAUAGUGCAAAACAUUAUUUGACAUUAAUUUCAGUCAGAGCUUGUGAAUAAUGACACUAGAAUUACCAAAUUGAUUCUAUUCUUAUAAGUGACAUGCAAGUAGAUCAUAACUUGACGUAUUAAAGUGCUUAAAGAUUAUACCAUUAGUGAAUGGGUAGUGGAAGCACUCAUACUCAUCAUGAUAGACUGUAAUAAUUUAUUAGGCAUGCAUACACAUCAUAAUGUGUCUCAACUAUGCAUACACAGAGUAUUGAGGCAUAGGUACACAUCCUAACAAACUUCAGAAGUAAAUUCCAAGCUGUGCAAACAAGUAUGAUCAAGUUUUCUCUUCUCAUAUAACUGUCAUUUUGCUCAUCAGGUGUUAAUCGCAGGGCGACUCAGUGACGAGCUGGACUAGAAAAUAUGGUAAGUUUAAGUUUAUAGGCUGUGUGUGUUGUUUUAUGUAUGUGGGUAGUAUAAAUCCACUUUAAGGCAAAUUGAUAAUUUUAAGGUACUGUGGGUAUGGUUGGGCUUUAAUGUCUAAGCAAUUCACACCAUUCCUUACCAUUGAAACACUUUCAAGUACUGGUUGGAAGUGCUGGCAAGGGUUUUUAAUGAUGUUGAAAAUCCCGGUAUGUCCUCAUGCUGCAGUUCAUGAAAUUUUUCAUGGCAUUGUACAUGCUGUCUUUAAUGACCCAUGAAAAUGUUCCAGGCAAAUUCAUGUAUUUUUCAUGGCAUUUUUAAGAUCCAUGAAAAACUUAAGUUGAUUAUGAGCAAAAUUUCAUUUCAUAGGAGAAUAAGCGAAAACGUGAACCAUGAAAAUUCCAUUAAUGUUGAAUUAAGCAACGACAUCCUCGAAAACAAAACUUUAAUACAAGCAUAAUGAUUUCAAGUUUCAGUUUAGGCUGUCAAACUGUUAUGGGUGUUUUCUCACAAACAAUAUAAUCCAGUACCCCAAUUCCCAUCAAGGGAAUUCGCUGGGAGUUGCAACUACAAUAAUGUACUCAAGACAAGGCAAUAAAUCAUGCUGAUUUGUCAUUCUCUUUUAAAUUUUAUUCCUUUCACCAGUCAUAAAUACAUGCAUGUAAUAUUUGGAUUCCAGUAUCAUACAGAUUACUUCUUCAGAUUUGUAUUUCUGAACAAAACUACUGGCAAUUUUGCAAAAUAUUAUAAUAUUUAUAAUAAAUUUUUUUCCUAACAUAUCAUUUUGAAGACAGAAUUUUAUACAGUCAAACCUCCCCAUAACAGCCACUUUGGGGACCAGAAAAAGUGGCUGUUGUGGAGAGGUGGUCGUUAUGAGGAGGUGGGGGUGUAAUAUGACAAUUUUUGUUAGGGGAGAACAACAUGUAUAUUAUGCCAAUUUCAUGCCUACUUUUUGCAAUCAUGGAAAUCCAAUCAUAAAUGAUCAUCAACACACCAUACGGUUCAAAUUCCCUGACCAUUCCUGACUUGUUUGUCAGUCGCUGAAAAAACUGGCCUUUUUUGGAGAGGUUUUUUUGGCAGCUGGGGACACAGUACCGUGGAUGUUGCUGAUGUAGAGAGGUUUAAAUUAGAGCCAAUGUAUAGACUGUCUGCGGGACAAAAGCAAAGUGGCUAUUGUAGACAGGUGGCUGUUAGUGGGCUGGUUUGACUGUACAUACCUUUCAUUUUUAGUUACAAAUUUUUGCCAUCAAUGACUUUCCACGAGAAGGUAGAUUAAUCAUCUCUAAUGUUAUUAACAGGUCAUUUAAAAUUCUAAACUGUAAACUUUCCUUAAUCUCACAUCUUAAAUCUGUUAUUCCUAUACUUACUGGCUAAAUUGAGAUUGUUGGCAGUUCUUAAGUGUGUAGAAUGAACACUGAUCGCCAGAGAUUACCAUGUAACAUAAAAAUAGCUUACUUUAAUUUAGUAUUCAGUUGUGCAUAAGAAAAAAAUGACACAGUCAUUCAAUUUGUUGAAAAUGCUCACAGAGAAUCCUGUGUUAGUGGAACAUGCUCUUAAUAACAAGUGACAUGCUCGUAAUAACAAUCAUAUAAAUUUAUGCAUUUUAUACGAAAUACUUCUCCAGACAUGCUUUAUUGUGCCAGCUAUCAGCAGGGCUCGAAAUAAUUCCCGGAGAGUCUCCAGACAGGAUGACCAGCCAAAUUUAUUUUAGCUCAGUCACGUGUCGCUUCUGGCUGGUCAAAUUUGUAAGUUAAAUAACCUUUAAACAGGGUUCCAUAAACCACGGCUGGUGUUUUAUAUUUCCAAAACAAGUCGCUUGUACUAGUUAUUAUCAACCUUGAGCACUGCCUCUUGUAUUAAUAUAUUCAGUCAAUUAAAACAUGUGGCUUUCUCCAGGGAAAAUGUGACAGAAAAUAUCUCAAAAUAUCCCAUAAUAAAGUUAGUAAGAAACAAUCAAACUCCUUUAAAUAUCAGCAGGAACAUAAACUGGUUCAUAUUAUCAAAAGCUUUUAUUUGGUUUACUGAAAAUCUUGAUCUCUGUUAUGAUAGUAUGUUUACAGUAUUUUUUCCCUACUUAAUAACAACAACAACAACAACAUCUUUAUUUCUUACAUUAAAUAUACAAAUAUCACACCACCUGCAAAUAGCAAGGCUAAUCGAGGCAGGUGGUGUGUAGACGUCUUAAGAUUUAUUACGAAUAGUUGAAGUGAAAAAAGUACCAUAUUUAUAAUAAAAAAGGUCAGUCACGAGAGAAACUGAGAUAAGAAAAUCGAGGCAGCUAUUUAGAUAAGCGGGGGCUAAUAUUUUUAAAAUCGGAGAUUAUCGUGUUUAGGUCAGCAUAUCUAUCCUGAACUUCAAAUAUUUUCAACAGAAUUGUAUGAACUUUUUCCUUAAAGAGAGAUUUUGAAGAAUUUCGUAAAUUUUCAGGUAUACUAUUCCAAAUUUGGCUCCCAUAAUAGAAAACGAAUCAUUUUUCUGAUUUAGUCUAGAGUGCCUAAUGUAAUAAUUUCCAGAAGAAGAGGAGUGAGUGCUGUAAGAGUGAAUUUGUUGAGUAGGAAUAAAGAGAUUUGAAAUAUUAUGAGGGGCAGUGUUAUUGUAAACAUCAAACAUUAACUUCGAAGAAAGCUUAAAAAAGAGCAUUGUAAUAGGCAUAAUAUUAGAGUGAAGAAAGUAAGGGACGGCAUGAGAGUGGAAAGGUGCGAAGUAAUAAGUCAUGCAUAACUAAAAUAAUUGCUUUAAAAAGUAAAAAAAGAAAGAAACACCCCCAGGCAACCGAUGUUGUGCAUGAUAAAUACAAUGUUGGACAAAAAUGUUUGAUCAUGAAGCCGGGGCAAGUUUAAAUGAGCAAAGAAGGAAUGUAUUUUUCACUUAGAAAUUAAGUACAAACUCAAAUUACACUUUAAAAUGCUACUUCAAGUAUACUCACAGUUUUCACUAGAAUUAAGCCAGCUGGACGCAAAAGCCAAGUUUCUGAAAUGUUAUGUGGACAGUGCCCACAUUUUUUUAAGUUUCAAUAUAAUAUGAUGACAGAGAAUAAGAAUAUGGACACCUUCAGUCUCCAGAGCUUCUCUGACGACUUAGGCGGAAAUUCUUAUAUUUGUAUUAAAUUCACUGCACUAUGAUUGGUUCAAUUUAACAUUCAAUGUCUCAGUAAGGUCAUUCAAGGUGUAGUCCAUCACUGAUUCACAGUAUCUGCCAUAUCUUAAAAAUCAAAUAGAAACUGUCUCCAAGUGGUGAUAACAUAAUAUAUUAUGUCUUCAGCAACAAAACAAAUUAUAACACACAAAAGAUUGAAGCAUACAUAUAACAAAGUUUUAGUAACAGAAGUCUAUGAAGCAGUUUCUUUGGACUAACAAAGUAAUGCUUUUAAUACUUUUUUUGACCAGUGUGUGUCAUCAUGAACAUCUAAUUGACCUAAGUAUAAACAAAUUUGGCAAAAACUACUAUAAAUUGAAUACUGUGUGCAACAUCAUUCUAUGACAUUAUCAUCCACUUGUGUGCUAGUGAGUUUGGCAUUUUCAUGGUUUUUUAAUUAUGCUUUUAUCAGAAAGCACAUUUUCAUGGGCCAUUACAAUUUUCACGACGCAUGAAAUACAUGCUAGGCUGUCACUGUCACUGUCACUGUUACUUUUCAGGGGUCAUAAAAUGUAUCAGUCUAAAAUAGAUGUGACUUUCAUGACCCUUGAAAAUCCGUAUUCAUGGCUUUAUAAACUUUUCAUGGUUCAUGCAUGAAAAUAACCAGCUAAGAGUUUCGUGGAAAUGUCAUGACUCAUGUUAACACCAUGAAAUCUGAAAUCUAAAAUGUUUUCAUGGCCAUGAAAAGUGGAUUCAUGCGUUUUUCAACACAUUUUCAUGGGAUUUUCAUGAGAAAGAGAUUCAUGGUGGUGUGACAGAAAAGAUUAAAAAAUUAACCUUGAGACCACCUCUUUCAGCUUAAGUUAUUCUGGCGAUUACUUACAUAGUUCCUUCUUAUGGGAUGUAUUUUCAAGAAUCACCACUCAUUAUUAUUUUGUAGGCGUAAUAUAGAUAAACACAUUUAAUUAACUGAUUUCCAUUGACUAAACAGAACAAGUUUCACUGUGGUUGCAUGUAGAUUUCCCAUAAGUUAACAGAUAAAUGCAAAAGAACUGGUGACUGGUGAAAAAAUAUGGAAGUCAGCAUUCAUAGUCACCAAAAAACAACCAGAUAUAGAAACCAUGUGUAAAGAUCUUAACUCGUAGAGUUACAGUGCAGAUAGAUCAUAACAAGUGAAGGAUAGAUAACCAUGAGAGUACUCAGGGAGCAAGGGAUGUGACCCAUGUUGGAAUCUUGACGUCGACACCAUAUGUGGGUUGAGUUUAUUGUUGGUUCUCUCCUUUGCUGAGAGGUUUUUUUCUCCAGGUACUCUAGUUUUCUCCUCUCCUUAAAAACCAACACUUCCAAAUUCCAAUUCGAUUUAGAACAUACAGACACGUUUUAACAAGUAAACUCAUAAGUGCUCCAUGGGUAAAAAAAAAUACAAUUUGCAGUUUUUUUACAUGCAUACUCUUCAUAGCAAGUGGAUACGGUAUAAACUUCAGUGGUGAAUACCAAGCUGUGCAAACAACUAUGAUCAACGUUUUUGUCCUAAUAUAACUUUCUUUUUUAUCAGUUGUCAGCCCAAGAGGACAAGGCAAUAUGGUAAGUUAAUGGUAUUGAGCUAAGAGUGUGUUAUGUGUCUAGAUAGUACUCCAGUGUAAGGAAAAGUGAUUAGCCCAAACAACUAUGGGUAUGGUGGGGCUUUAAUGUUGAACCAAUUCACACCAUUCCUUGCCAUUGUGACCCUUUCAGUACUAUGUCAGCGAGCGUUGUUAUGGGUGAGCAUGUGCCUUAUGCUUUGUUGUUGUUCUCUUGUGCUUCGCGACCUUAUUAUUGUAACUGUUCACUAUUCACGGGUCGUCUUUUCCUCAUUACUGGCAUGGCGGCCUCUGACAUUUGUAUGUACGUCUUGUCCAAAGAGAAAGCCAGCUGAUAUGAGGAGAUAGUGAAGCAGCCCAGCUCCAAGCUGUUCCUUUAGUUACUCCACUCAAGAACCCGCAUCUAAGUACACGGCAUCCGUCUUCUCUUAAUCAGCAUUCUGCCAUGAAUCCUCUUGCACCCAAGUAGUGGUCCCUAACGAAAUGCAAGACAAUGACUUUGUUUGAAGCCUGAAGACAUCUUAGACCCUGACUGCACUGUAGCUAUAGAGGCCCGUACUGAUACACUACCCAACCAGAGCACCAAGGUUACAGCUCUGGCCUCAACCUUAUAUUGGCUAACAAGGUUCACAUAGCUAACAAUACCAACAAACUGCAAACCAUCCGUCAUCAUAAACACCAUCAUCGUGGCCAUGGACUCCACAUUUGUUCCAGUGGCGUCUCACCUAACUCCCCCCCUGCAACAGGUGGAGCCAAAUUCACCAGUCUGGUUUCUUUUUGGAGUAGUCACAGUUGACUCUGACCACAUCGUACCUGACAGAGUACAAACGAGUCUCUUCAAGUGCUGCAGGCCCACGAAGGUGUCUUAUAUCUGACUAUUGCAGAAUAUAUAGUGCCGCCGGCCCUGUUGAAGCCACUGUCAGUUUGGGUCCCGUACAGCCCCUACAGUGUAAUGGCUGUAUUGCACAGUACUCCUGCGACAAGCUAGUACCCUUGCAAGAGAAAUUGACAAACUGGAACAAUUCCAAGUUUUCCGUCGUCCUGAGGAUGUCAGAAUUAAGGAGGCUCACAUCUAUU